Messenger RNA from Astyanax mexicanus (Mexican tetra), 1287 nucleotides. It is a transcript of the gene smndc1, whose product is annotated as survival motor neuron domain containing 1. Bases 139 to 852 code for a protein of 237 amino acids. The record is from RefSeq and is a predicted model, not a curated record. Gene Ontology annotation, cellular component: precatalytic spliceosome; cytoplasm; nucleus. Gene Ontology annotation, molecular function: RNA binding. Gene Ontology annotation, biological process: regulation of alternative mRNA splicing, via spliceosome; mRNA processing. NCBI's taxonomy places the organism in Eukaryota, Metazoa, Chordata, Actinopteri, Characiformes, Acestrorhamphidae. The transcript is spliced from 7 exons.
AACGGUAAACGUCACAUCCGGCCCUGCGCGCUGUUCCGGUGGAUUUUUGCGCUGUUGUAAGAAAACAAACCAGAUUAGCGAAGAUCCGGAAUAAUAAAGUGUAGUAGAGUGACCGUGUGUGUGUGUGUGCGAGCACAGAUGUCGGAGGAUUUGGUAAAGCAGUUGAGCAGUUAUAGAGCUCAGCUCCAGCAGGUCGAGGCGGCACUCUCAACAGACACUGACAAUGAGGACCUGCUUAAACUACAGAAGGAUCUACAGGAGGUGAUUGAGUUGACUAAAGAUCUGUUGACAAAUCAGCCAGCAGAGGGUGUUGCUAAUGCUAGCAGCGCAGAUGCAGCUCCAGAAAAGACCACCUGGAGGGUGGGGGACAACUGCAUGGCUGUGUGGAAUCACGACGGACAGUCAUAUGAGGCGGAAAUUGAGGAAAUAGAUGUUGAAAAUGGAACGGCUGCUGUAACAUUUCUCGGAUAUGGAAACGCUGAGGUGAUCCCGCUGCACAUGCUCCGACCGGCUGAGCAGGGCAAGACCAGCAAAGAUGAGGGAUCCAAGCCCAAAUCCAAGAAAGAGCUGCUGGCAGAACAGAGGGAGUAUAAGAAGAAAAAGGCUCAGAAGAAGGUCCAGCGCAUGAAGGAGUUGGAGCAGGAGCGAGAAGAUCAGAAAUCUAAGUGGCAGCAGUUCAACAACAAAGCCUACUCCAAAAACAAAAAAGGACAGGUAAAGCGCAGUAUAUUUGCCUCUCCAGAGAGUGUGAACGGUAAAGUUGGAGUUGGGACGUGUGGAAUAGCAGACAAGCCGAUGACUCAGUACCACGACACGUCCAAAUACAACGUCAGGCACCUCAUGCCCCAGUGAGACUCCUGUAUAUAUAUGUGUGUGUGUGUGUGUGUGUGUGUGCGCGCGCUUGUGUGAGAGUGUGGUUGCAGGCUGGAUGAUGUACAGGCUCGGUUGUGUAUCUGCAGCUUCAUUUUAUUUGUGUUGUGGGAAGUUGUUAGUUAGACAUGUAAGAAACAAGAAAUAGCCAAGAUAUAAACAGGAAAUUGAUCAUGAGUUCAUCAUUUGUGCCCCACCCUGGCACCAAGGUACACACACUGACGCUUACUGAACCUUAACUGUACCCCUCAAGCCCAGCUCUGGGCUGUAUGACUCAUUCUCUUUCUUCUACCACUUCUGUCUGCCAUUAAUACAAUCUAGAGAAAUUAAAGAUUAACUUCAAUAAGUAACUGCAGUAACAUCUGCACUCUUAUGUCUUUUUUGAUCAUCACUCUGCAUCACUUUGGUUAGGGGGCU